Molecule: messenger RNA, 3727 nt
Organism: Taeniopygia guttata (zebra finch)
Lineage: Eukaryota; Metazoa; Chordata; Aves; Passeriformes; Estrildidae
Source: RefSeq, a predicted model, not a curated record
GAAGACACUUCUCUCUGGUGCAGUAUGAAAGGGUAACUUCUCAAAAUCCUUGGGUGUUUUUGGACACAGCGGCCAUGCUGUCAGACAGUGGGCAUUGCUGAUACCACAUCAUACCAGCAGCCAUGUCCUGUUCUCUACUUCCUUAGGAUUUUCAGUUCAAGACUGGCAUUCAGUCUUCACUACCAAGGCCCUCUUGUGAGCAGGAUGUCAGGUACUUUCCCCUCCCACGGAAGAACCAACCUCACUGUGCUUUACAGACCUCUUUCCUGUCUCUUGUACUUUUGCUAUGGAUUGGCUAAGGCAGUGCGUGUCUAGAGAAGAAAGAGGAGCUCAGUCGCACAUCUGGAUGCAAAUGGACUCCUGAAUUUCUCUCUUGCCUUUGAACCCCAGGUUGGUGCCUGGCAGCCAAAUGACCCAACAAUGUGUCUCAGGACAUCAGAUCCCUGCGCACAGCAGUACCUGUGUUCUCAGGUGCAAAGCAGGUGCUAACUUCCUAUCUGUGUCCUAGCAUCCUGCUUGGUGGGUACUGUGGGAGCAGCAGGACUAGGAAAACAAAGUUAAGACAUUUUCUGAAAUGCGGAUUUACAGGUUUGAAAUUAAUAACCUCUGUCAGUAGUGACACAACAGCACAGUCCAACAGCACUGACAGUGGAUAUGGCAGUGAGAAGUGGAAAAUAUAUUCCCUUUGCCCCUCUCCUCUGCCCUCAUGGAUCGCAGCACUCCUUCACAGCACUAAGUCCCAGAGAUCCCACCAGAAGCCAGCCUCUAAACACACUGGUCACCAAGAAAUACGCAGCUGAGCUGCCGCUGCUGCUGGUGAUCAUGCCCUGCGAGCCUGCCGGAUUUACGCCUGCCACAAACGCCAUCCAUCACCGAUAGCUGCGGGCAGGUCUGCGCCACUCCACGGAGACAGAAGGAUGCUCUCAAGAUGCUGCUAACAGGCCAGUAUCAGCUCUACCUGUUCUGUUUCAAGUGCUAACAUGGAUGACUGGGACAACAACAACGAAUUCAUUCAGCGACUGGACUUUUCCAGUUGUGGUGAAGAGAGUGAAGAAAGAAGUAUAAAUGAGGAGGACUCCCUGAGCUUGAGCCCCCCAAGAAGCUCAGAGUUCCAGAAAUGGCAAGAGAGCAGUCCUCUGCCAGCAACCCCUCAGAGAAAGCUUAGUGAGAUUUUCCUGAGCAGAACAAAAGCUUGGAUGAGUCCCACCCUGAAGUCUUCCCCAUCUGUGAGCAAGAGCUGGAGUAAACCUGAGACACCACUGCACGUCACCUGGAAAAAGCUGCAGCUUUGUGACACCCCACACACUCCUAAGAGCUUGUUAUCAAAGACAGCUUUUCCUUCAUCUGCAACAAAGGUCCCAGCCAAAGGCCUCCGACAUUUGAGACUGACUCCUCGUGCCGACUCUGAUGACUCUUCCCAAGCUUCUCUUGUCAACAUUAAUCCCUUUACACCAGAGUCCUAUCGACAAAUGCUCUUUCAUCCUAAUGGCAAACGGAAGGCUGGAGGAGAGCUGAAUGGUCCUCAUCCAGGAAGCCAGAUUAAACAGGAGCAACCUACAAAGAGAUAUACUCUGAAAGCGAGCAAUAUGGUUUCCCGCUACAAGAAGGAGUUCCUGGAGCUAGAAAAAAUUGGUGUGGGGGAAUUUGGCUCUGUCUACAAGUGCAUCAAACGCCUUGAUGGAUGUGUUUAUGCCAUCAAACGCUCCAAAAGGCCUCUGGCAGGAUCCUCAGAUGAGCAGCUGGCACUGCGAGAGGUGUAUGCUCACGCUGUCCUGGGGCACCACCCCCACGUCGUGCGCUACUACUCGGCCUGGGCAGAGGAUGAUCACAUGAUUAUCCAGAAUGAACACUGCAAUGGUGGGAGCCUCCAGGAUGUGCUGCUGGAAAAUGCAAAGCUUGGGCAGUAUUUCGCAGAAGGAGAGCUGAAGGAAAUAUUGCUGCAAGUCUCCAUGGGACUAAAAUACAUCCACAACUCUGGCCUUGUGCACCUGGAUAUCAAACCUAGUAAUAUCUUCAUCUGUCACAAGCUGGCAGUUUCAGGCCCUGCUGGGCAGGAGGAGAGUGACAGUGAAGAUGAAUUCUCUCCUGGUGUGGUGUAUAAGAUUGGUGACCUUGGACAUGUGACAUCAAUAACAAACCCUCAGGUGGAGGAAGGAGACAGACGCUUUUUGGCCAAUGAGAUUUUGCAAGAGCAAUACUGCUACUUGCCCAAGGCAGACAUCUUUGCCCUGGCACUCACGGUGGCUCUGGCAGCUGGGACAGCACCGCUGCCUCACAACGGGGCCCUGUGGCACCACAUCCGCAAAGGCAAUGUCCCACCCAUCCCCCAGAAGCUUCCCCACCAUUUUCUUGAGCUCCUUAAGCUCAUGAUCCAUCCUGACCCAGCGCAAAGACCUUCUGCCACAGCUCUCACCAAACACCCUGUUCUCCGUCGUUCAUGUGGAAAAGCUGUGCAGCUCCAGGAGCAGCUAAAUAUGGAGAAAUGCAAGACUGCCAUGCUGGAAAGGGAACUUAAAGCAGCUCGCCUUGCCCAGACCCUCAUGAAGGACCAAGCCUUAGGAAGUGCCAAGUUACAAGAGUCUGAAACCUCUUCUAAGCAGAAGAGCAAGCGUCUGGUGGGAGGGAAGAGCUGUCGCUCGUUUAGCUUUACUCUGGGUUUCUGAAUUUUUGUGCUGUCCAAAGACUGCUGAAUGGCCCUGUGAAAGCAGAGGGUCUGUGCAGACCAAUGCCCCAUAUUUUCUCCCUGUCUCUUUUUUUUUUUUUUUUUGUUCCCCUGUUAGUUAUGAUGAGAUGUUGGCCGAGAAAAGAAUGACUGGCUUUCAAAUGUUGGAUAAUGGUAUUUAAGGUUGUCCUCAGUCUUUUACCUGUUUAAUUUCUUGUGUAAUUGGCCUUGCUAUAGAAUCAGUGUAACUCUGCUGUGACAAAAUAAUGGCAUUUUCUCUACUCACUUCCCUCUUUCUUCAGUUGGGUCCUGUUAUUGGUGAUUUUGUGGUCCUAACACUUGGGCUGACUGUAUCUUUAGAGGGAUGAUAAUGGCUGUACAGGCAGACAGCAUCUACAGCUGGUCCAUUCUAGGAGCAAGUAGGCAGAGGCUAUGGCAGCCAGUUUUAGCUACACAUCAGGAGCCAGGCUGGUAACACAGCUGUCCUGGGGGGCUCAGGAUGCAGCUGGAGUGGCGUUUCACUGAGGGGGGACACAGAGUAAUAGGAAAUACUUUGAGUUAAAGAGUGGGAGUUGAAGAAAAACAUUCUUUCACAUUUCAGCAACAAAACUUUUGUAACUGGGUGUGAUUUAACAGACUAGUUAGUCCCUGAUGCCCGACUCAUUUUCUGUCAAUCGGGGAGGCCUCCUUGUUUAUGUGGGGGAGACAACUGCAGUGUGUUGGUGCUGGGUCUGUCUGUACCCAUUUCCCCUCCAGUAUCUCACACGUGGUGCAGUUAGAAAGGGCUUUUUCAGCUUUUGGAGUUGCCCAUGUUAACGGUGGUAUGUAUUUCGUAUUUGAGAUCUCAUACACCCUUCCUUCUCUCCCCGCCAAAUGUAACGUUGGGGGUUCUUGUCGCUUGUUCGUGUUGGUUGGACAGAGCGCUUCCCUGUUACGAGGCAGCGCUUGGUAACUCGCUUAUUUCCAGGUUUUACUGGGUUGUUUUAUGCUGUUGCACAUGUUGGCUUUUAACUGUUAGAUCCUGUCGUUUCGUGCGAAUAAAGGUUUUAUCAUUUUUUAACCCGA